GGGAGCCUUCGUGGUAGUUUCGCGGAGUGUUUCGUAGCAGUGCGGGCCAGUAUGAAGAAUUUUCGUGAAUAACAGUGUCGUUAAACAAAGGGCGAAAGAUGUGUUGAAAGAAUAAGGCUGUUAUUGGCAUCAGAAAUCAAAGUUUCAAAAUAAAAUUCCAUCAGUAUUCGAAAAGUGAAAUCGACAAUCGACGGAACCACCGACGGAACCUAUCUGACAUUCUUUCCCAUACGAUUGUUGGUGCUUUAAAAAUUCCUCAAAACAUACCACCGUCGUCGAACCGGAACCGUAAAACCGGUGGGGGGAUAGAAAUGUCCAGCAACGAUAGUACACCGCUGAACAGCCCGCGGAAAAUCUUCGGAAAAACUGCGACGCUCGACAACAAUGCGAUGCUCGAGUACGAGAUGAACAAAAAUCUAGAUGGCAAGUUUCGGGAAAAGGCGGAAAAAGAGCUGGGCGAAACGGGCGGGGAGCUGACGUACACAAAAAUCCGUCAGCUCCGUCAGCAGCUCAACAUCUACAACGAGAACCACCAGCGAGACCUCGGGUGCCGGCGGGACGAUUCCUUUCUGUUGCGAUUUUUACGCGCCAAAAAGUUUGACGUCGAGAAAGCGUUCAAAAUGAUGCAAAAGUACUACAAAAUGAAGGAAGAAUACCCGGAGAUUUUCAAAGUGUCCCCACCGACGGAGAUGAAGUUUAUGCUUGAGAUGCAAAUACAGACGAUGCUGCCGAAGAAGGACGAGCACGGUCGGCAAAUCUAUUUGUUUCGCGUCGAGAAAUGUGAUCCGUAUAAAAUUCCGGUGGAUUAUGUCUUCCGAAGUAACGUGCUAGCGCUGGAAGACGCUGUCCGCAGUCCGGAAACACAGAUCGGUGGCUUGGUGGUGCUGCUGGACAUGUCUGGACUUGGGUUUGCUCAUGCUCGCUAUCUCUCUCCUCAUUUGGCCCGGAAAACCGUCGAGGUGGUACAGGAAGCGUUCCCGCUGCGCUUCAAAGCAUUCCACGUGCUGCACGAACCGUUCUACUUCGAUGCCGUCCUUGCCGUGCUCAAACCAUUCCUGAAGGACAAGAUCCGCCGAAGGAUACACUUGCACGGAAACAGUCUCAGCUCGCUGCACAAGUACGUCUCAAAGGACCUGCUACCGGCAGAAUACGGCGGGAAUCUCGGUCCGUUCGACAACACAGAAUGGCGCCAGGCCAUACUGGACAACGAGCAGUACUUUAUCGAUCUUGAAACGUACAAUCAUCGGUCCGAAAGCUGCUACCAGCUAGCGAACGCCGAUGGGGACGCCGAAAGUAUCGACAGUUUGCAGUUUCGAGACACCGAAACGGAGGACAGCGAGUUCGACGAAGACGAUCGGCGGGUGUUGAGCCCGAAGCGGAAUGCCCGCUCGAUACAGAACAUUGAGGAGAUUUUCCUUAAGAACGGCUACGACGGCCUAGAACCGCGCGUCGUAGAAGUCGACCAGGAGAAGGAAGUGGAGGAAUUAAAGUAAAUAGCAUUAAAACAUAGACACUACGGUGGGGGUCUGAGGGACGCAAAAGAAAACAAAAGACAACUUAGUCACACACAAUCGUUUGAGUUAGCUUAAAUAAUAGACAAACAAAGUAUUUAAAAAAGUUAUGCACACGUUAGCGAGUUGCGGCCGACUUUCCCUCUCUCGUUAGUUAUUUCCACGAGGAAUUGAGGGAUUUUUGUCGGUAUGAAACUGUGUUCUUUACUAGCAAAAUUUUAACAAACAACAGUUACACACCAAGAGGAAAAAAGAGUCGAAAACUCAGGCGAAAUCCGGAAGCUGGUAGCUGCACUUUGCUUGGCUCUCUAUCAACGCGAUGGAAGGCAGAAUGGCUUUAAAUGUGAUAGAAGCUGUCAGUGAUGUCCUCCUCAUGAGCGAUAAGUAGCAAAGAAAAACCAAAUAGAACAAAAUCAAAGUAAGUCAAUUUCAAAAGGACAAAAUUUCGUUACAAUAGAGACAGUGGGAGAGAUUAAUAGGAAGUGUUCACAGUUCAUCAAAUACAUAAAGUGCAAAUAUUGUUCAAAAACAGUCAAGCGUACAUGACGGCUAGUUGAAGAAAGGUUAAAGAACUUAACGUUACCAUGGCAAAAGAGCAAUCUCAAUCUAGUUCAAUUCGAAAAGCAAAUCCAAUUCCAGCAAAAUACUCAAACACGGUACACGCACCACACUCUAGUUGGAAGUUAUCGAAACAAAAACCACAUUACAAAACAAAACAAUCGAUUAUAUUUAGCUAGAACAGAUUUGCUAUUCACAUUCAAUUCAGGUAGAAAUAUUUAACGGUCCUAAGAUGAGGGCGAAGAACGAGACAGAUAAAGCGAGAGAGAAAGAAUAGAUCACGUAAAGUAC
Messenger RNA from Anopheles cruzii, 2360 nucleotides. Its product is annotated as alpha-tocopherol transfer protein-like. The transcript has 7 exons. Gene Ontology annotation, cellular component: membrane. Bases 312 to 1493 code for a protein of 393 amino acids. NCBI's taxonomy places the organism in Eukaryota, Metazoa, Arthropoda, Insecta, Diptera, Culicidae. The record is from RefSeq and is a predicted model, not a curated record. Gene Ontology annotation, molecular function: phosphatidylinositol bisphosphate binding.